GGUCUGUUAAGUGUCGCAGCUAACAGGAAGUCUGGACCAGACUCCCUUACUGUUCCACCCAGCCGGGUCUUGAUCCAGUUUUCUCCGAGUAAACGGAGCCAGAAAGCGGCGUGAAGCGAGGAGAGCCCGCCGGGAUGGAGGAGUAUCAAAACGGCAGCGAGGGUUCAUUUAACUCAGAGGAGGCGGAAGUCAUCGUUAAAGAGGGCAUCGAGAGCGUGCUGGGAGGAGACGACUACAGCCAGAACCAAGUGAACAAAUGGACCGCCGCCAUCGUGGAGCGCUGCCUCACUCAGUUCGUCAAACUGGGCAAACCCUACAAAUACAUUGUAACGUGCUCCGUGAUGCAGAAAACCGGCGCCGGCCUCCACACCGCCAACUCCUGUUACUGGGACACCAGCAUGGACGGAAGCUGCACCGUGAGGUGGGAGAACCGGACCAUGUACUGUGUGGUCAGCGUCUUCGCCGUCUCCAUCGCUUAGAGGUCGAGGAGCUGCAAUGCGGCGAUCCGAGCAGCAGGGGGAGCCAGACGACAAGCUUCUGUAUCUAAAGCUGCAGCUGUAUCAUGUAGGAAGGAUGUUUUUAUAUAAAAGCUGCUGCUAAAUAAACAAAGUUCUGGACCAAA
Cyprinodon tularosa is the source of this 622-nucleotide messenger RNA. RefSeq names its product dynein light chain Tctex-type 1-like. Gene Ontology annotation, cellular component: cytoplasmic dynein complex; cytoplasm; kinetochore. Gene Ontology annotation, molecular function: dynein intermediate chain binding. The record is from RefSeq and is a predicted model, not a curated record. Gene Ontology annotation, biological process: microtubule-based movement. Bases 135 to 479 code for a protein of 114 amino acids. The transcript is spliced from 5 exons. NCBI's taxonomy places the organism in Eukaryota, Metazoa, Chordata, Actinopteri, Cyprinodontiformes, Cyprinodontidae.